AUGGGGGGCAGCCUGCGGGUGGCGGUGCUGGGUGCUCCGGGCGUGGGCAAGACGGCCAUCAUCCGCCAGUUCCUGUUCGGUGACUACCCCGAGCGCCACAGGCCCACGGACGGGCCGCGCCUCUACCGGCCCGCGGUGCUGCUCGACGGCGCCGUCUACGACCUGAGCAUUCGCGAUGGCGACGGUGCUGGCCCCGGUCAGAGCCCCGGGCGGCAAGAGGAGUGGCCGGACUCUAAAGACUGGAGCUUGCAGGACACGGACGCCUUCGUGCUUGUCUACGAUAUCUGCAGCCCGGACAGCUUCGACUAUGUGAAGGCGCUGCGGCAGCGCAUCGCGGAGACCAGGCCGGCGGGCGCACCUGAAGCACCCAUUCUCGUGGUGGGCAACAAGCGGGACCGGCAGCGGCUGCGGUUCGGGCCUCGGCGUGCACUGGCUGCCCUAGUGCGCAGGGGCUGGCGCUGCGGAUACCUCGAGUGCUCUGCCAAGUACAAUUGGCACGUGCUGCGACUCUUCCGCGAGCUGCUGCGCUGUGCGCUCGUGCGCGCACGCCCUGCGCAUCCGGCUCUGCGCCUGCAGGGGGCGCUGCACCCGGCGCGCUGCAGUCUCAUGUGA
This is a messenger RNA of Budorcas taxicolor (takin), 612 nucleotides long. It is a transcript of the gene RASL10A, whose product is annotated as RAS like family 10 member A. The coding region runs from base 1 to 612 and encodes 203 amino acids. NCBI's taxonomy places the organism in Eukaryota, Metazoa, Chordata, Mammalia, Artiodactyla, Bovidae. The transcript has 3 exons. The record is from RefSeq and is a predicted model, not a curated record. Gene Ontology annotation, molecular function: GTPase activity; GTP binding.